AUGAAGUCUUCAUUUCUCUUCGUCCUUCUCCUGUCCGCCUUCGCCCUCACCGUGAGCGCGCAAUGUGGCCGCACCUGCCGGUUCCGUUUCUGCCGCGCCGACGGCUCUGACCCCCCGAGCCUGCGCCCCAAGGGCGCGAGGAUUCUGCUCCGCGGGCCGGACUCGUCCCGCACCGGCUUCAUCUGCCGCAGCUUCCCGAACGGCCGCACGCUCGGUACGAUUAAGAGAACGGGCGCGGCGAUCCUGGAGAACAAGGGAAACGUCGCCAUCAACAGAUGGAGACCGACUGGGCUCUCCCCUCGCUUUCCUAGGAACCACUUCCGCCUCUACAACAUCCCUUUGCAACUGGACGAAUCCGCCUGGGACGGCGUCCCAGCCGCGGGAACCAAGAGGACUUCCUCGACGAUCUUUGCGUGCGUCUGCCCAUCACCAACUACGACAUCGUCAACAACGACGGCUCCGUGUUCCGCACGAUUGCAUCGUCGAACCCGAGGGAUUGCAUCUCGUUCCGAACGGUCAACCGGCCGGUGCUCGUGGAAGUGGCGUGGGAUUCUUCCGACGACUUCGACCUCUCCGUGGAAGGACCGCCGGGGUCUAAUGGGUUCCGAAUCAACGACAAUUUGGUGGCCGCGUGCGGUGGCCCGCCCGCCGGGAAGGAAACUGUGACGUUUACCACUAAGGUUUCGGGGACGUACACGAUCAAAUUAUUCCACUUUAACAACUGCUUCAACGCGCGCACGCGGUGGAGAGUAAAUGCGAUCGUGGAGGGAGUCAGGGUGCUGCAGAGAAGUGGUCGCUCGAAUGUGGAUGGCAGGGAGGUUCUUGAGAUCACUUUCACCAUCCCGUAAGGAGGCGUACCGAAUUGGUAACUGUAAGUAGAUUCCCCUUCAACCGUGGCUGUCACGACAUCUACCAGGGUAGCAAAGACGCGCGCGUCAGCGGAGUGGUGUCUUGGCAGGAAUGCUUCUGGGAUUGCUCCAGCAGGUGUUUUUAGAAGAUAUAGGGAUAGCCACGAAAUAAAAUGCUUGUCGCGAAGAUUCCUGAUCACAAGAGUUGUCUGCGGAGGGUAGAGCGUGUCUCUAAGACACAACUAAGAUUAGUUGGCAGAGAUGCUUCCUGUACGGAAGACACGGAGUUGAAAGAGCCUGUAACUGCGUACCGUAAAGACAGAUCAGGGUGCUAACCAGAAAGCACCAAGAGCUGUGA
Chondrus crispus (carragheen) is the source of this 1206-nucleotide messenger RNA. Its product is annotated as Gal-2,6-Sulfurylases II. The record is from RefSeq and is a predicted model, not a curated record. The coding region runs from base 1 to 666 and encodes 221 amino acids. Lineage: Eukaryota; Rhodophyta; Florideophyceae; Gigartinales; Gigartinaceae. The transcript is spliced from 2 exons.